This is a messenger RNA of Miscanthus lutarioriparius, 222 nucleotides long. The record is from the annotation of a GenBank genome assembly. NCBI's taxonomy places the organism in Eukaryota, Viridiplantae, Streptophyta, Magnoliopsida, Poales, Poaceae.
AUGAUCGAGGUGGUGCUGAACGACCGGCUGGGGAAGAAGGUGCGCGUCAAGUGCAACGAGGACGACACGAUCGGCGACCUGAAGCGGCUGGUGGCGGCGCAGACGGGGACGCGCGCCGACAAGAUCCGCAUCCAGAAGUGGUACACCAUCUACAAGGACCACAUCACCCUCGCCGACUACGAGAUCCAUGAUGGCAUGGGCCUCGAGCUCUACUACAACUAG